This is a messenger RNA of Pseudomassariella vexata, 2049 nucleotides long. Its product is annotated as ATP-dependent RNA helicase mrh-4. Gene Ontology annotation, molecular function: nucleic acid binding; ATP binding. Lineage: Eukaryota; Fungi; Ascomycota; Sordariomycetes; Amphisphaeriales; Pseudomassariaceae. The transcript has a single exon. The record is from RefSeq and is a predicted model, not a curated record. The coding region runs from base 72 to 1907 and encodes 611 amino acids.
GUCAUGAAUUUUUCUUGAAGCGCGUUGCCGAUGGGCAUAUAGUUUCUGUCCGAAUCUGCGACUUUUGCAGAAUGCGGUCUUCACUCGUUUCGGCGCGGAUAUGUCCCUUGUGCCUCUUCACAGCAUUGCCCCGUACCCCUCCGAGUGUUUUCAGGCCAUGGGCUUCCCCACGAUUCUACACGCCCUCAAGAGGAGGAGGGAGGAUUGGUGGAGGUCCAAGGAGGUCGAGCCCGUCUCGCAUGGUGCUUUCCGAUAACGUUUCACGAUCGCCUUCUUUCCGAGAUGGACGAGGAAGGGAUGGCGAAAAGCCGCGGAGGAGCUCUCCUGGGCCUUUCGGCGGCAUGAAUGUGACAUCUUUUCAGGGACGAGCAUCGGCGGCACCAAGGCCGACAAGAUCCAGAGGAAGAGAUGGGCAAGGUGACCGGAGGACCAAGGCUAUGAAGAUGCAGAGUUCAUUGGCGUCAGUGUCCUACGGCCACAGGUCACGGAUGAAGGCCAACAUCAGCGAAAUUGAUACCUUCGACAAGCUCGAUCUACUACCCGCGGUCAAAACUGCAGUCGCUGAGGAGGUACUCAAAGGCAUGACAGACAUCAAGCCCACACCUGUCCAGCGACUUGCAAUUCCGGCUUUGCUAGGUCAAGAAUUCGGACGGAGAUCACGGACGAAGAACAUGCCUGGGCGACAGGAAUUUCUGCUCGCAGCAGAGACGGGAUCGGGAAAGACUCUGGCCUAUCUCCUUCCAGUCAUCAAUGCGCUGAAGGAGGCAGAAGCUGCCGAUCCUCACAUCGCAAAGUACCGCGAAUACUUUGCCAAGCAAAUGGCAGCCAUCAGGGAACCUGGCUACACUGGACCCCGCGAAAUUGACCCGCAUCCGACCACCGCCCGCCCGAGAGUUGUGGUGCUUGUUCCUACUGCGGAACUAGUCGACCAGGUCGGCGCGGUAGCAAAGUCGCUCUCACACUCGGUCAAGUUCAAGACGGAUCUGUUUUCGGCAAGUGUCUCGGCCAAGGUGAUCAACAGAAACAUGUACUCUCCUUCAGGCAUCGAUCUUAUUGUGACGACACCGCAUUUGCUUUCAUCAAUCGCCGAAUCGGACCCUAAUAUUCUAUCGCGGGUCAGCCAUCUGGUGAUCGAUGAGGCCGACUCCCUUUUUGACCGGAGUUUCACUCCGGUAACCACGUCCAUUUUGGAUCGUUGUCUACCUUCGGUGAAGCAACUGAUUCUCUGCUCGGCGACAAUCCCCAAGAGGCUGGACAAUUUUUUGGCAAUCCAAUUCCCAGAUAUGGUCCGUAUCACCACGCCGAACCUGCAUGCGAUCCCCCGUCGAGUGCAACUAGGUGUCAUCGACGUUUCCAAGGAUCCCUACCGCAACAACAAGAAUCUGGCCUGCGCGGAUGCAAUUUGGUCUAUUGGCAAAGAUGCCGCAUCACACGAAGGAGCAGUGCCCGGAGAGAUCGAUAUCAAGCGCAUCAUGGUUUUUGUGAAUGAACGCGAGAAAACGCAGGAAGUUGCUGAAUACCUCGUGUCCAAGGGCAUCGACGCCGUAGCUCUGCACCGAGAUACCUCGGAGGAGCGCCAGUCGGAGAUGCUGGGGUCAUUCACCACGACGGAACCGAUGAAGACGACUUCAAAGCCGACGGCUAUCCCGGGUGCAAGACGGACGCUACCAAACACCAAGGUCAUUGUCGCGACGGAUCUGGCUUCCCGUGGCAUCGACACCCUUGCGGUGCGACACGUGGUUUUGUACGAUGUACCGCAUACCACCAUUGAUUUUAUCCAUCGACUGGGCCGCGCUGGACGCAUGGGCAGACGUGGUAGAGGUGUUGUCCUGGUGGGCAGGGACGACAGGAUGGACAUUGUUGCCGAGGUCAGAGAGAGCAUGUUCAUGGGGCAGGCAUUGAUUUAGAAGCGACUCGGGAUGUGUAUCACGGAGCCAAAGCAUUGUACAACCAUGUAUGAAUAAUUUCCUGUGUGCGAUAUAGACUGUAAGCGUAAUUAUGAGGCUUCUCGUCUCUCCUCAACACUGUAGCAGAGGAUUUGACUCCUUU